CGCAGGCGAGAGGCAGGCGGCGGCGGCGGGAGGCUGGGAGGAGGGGGACUCCUCGCUCUUCUCCCAAGUCGGCGCGGAGCCGCCUCGGGCCGGGCUGAGCUGUACGCGGCGGCGCCGGGCCCCGGCCGGGAUGCGGGGCUCCCAGGACCGCGCGGGGCGGGGCGGGCGGCCGCGGCGGCCGGCGGGCGGGAGCUGUCCGCGGUGCUGAAGCGGCGGCGCCGGGGACGCGGGGCCGGAGCCAGGGAGCCCGCUGGGAGUUCCAACGCGGCCGCGAGGCGGGGGAGCCCUCGCUCACCGGCCCAUGCCGAGCCCCCGAGCCCCGCGGAGGAAGCGGGACCGUGCGCGGCGGGACAGGCUCUCUGAGGACUGCUCGGCCGGCCCAGGCUCCCCUCCCUGGCAGCUGCCCCCAGAAGCAUGGAGAGUCUGAGUGAACUUCAGAACCCACUGCUGCCCAGGAGCCCUGCCCACCUCCACAGCCCCUGUCCCUACCCAGAGACCCCACCCAGCUGGUCCUGCAGGGAGAAGCUCUACUCCUACCUCCUGGGUGGCACUGGCCCCACUCGAGCCCACCAGCUCCUAGACCCAGGUUCCCUGCAGCUGGCCGUGGAGGCCUGGUACCGGCCCAGCUGCCUCCUGGGGAGGGACAAGGUGAAGGAACCCAGGGCAGAUAGCUGUGAGACCAGCUUCACAGAGGGCAGGGAGCCCCAGGCAGGGCUCACAGAGCGGCCCGCAGGCCCCAGCCAAGCUGAAGAGGAUGUCACCAUCCACACUGUGUCCUAUGGAGUUCAAGAGGAGCUACAGGGCCAAGAGGAUGACCAGGAGGAGGAUGAGAGUAAUGCAACUUCAACAGAGAGUGAAAGUGAAGACAACUUCCUCACGCUGCCUCCCAGGGACCACCUGGGUCUUACUCUCUUCUCCAUGCUCUGCUGCUUCUGGCCACUGGGCAUUGCUGCCUUCUAUUUCUCCCAGGGGACCAGCAAGGCCAUCUCCAAGGGAGACUUCCGCCUGGCCAGCACCACCUCCCGCCGGGCCCUUUUCCUGGCUACACUCUCCAUCGCCGUGGGGGCUGGUCUCUAUGUAGCCGUGGUGGUGGCUCUGGCAGCUUACAUGUCCCAGAAUGGCCAUGGCUAGUGGCCGGUUGGGCCUGGAUCCUGCCUCCCCUGCCCAACUAAGGAAGCAGUGGGGCUUAGGGUUGCAGACCUGCCCAAGAGCCCAGGCCCCCAAACAGAAAGCAAGAGAGUGGCUUGCUGGGGGGGAGGCCCCCAGUCUGCAGCCUGCAGAGCUCAGCCUUCACUUCUUCUUGCCCACUGCCCCAGUCCCAGAGCAAGGCCAGGGGCACUGCUCUCUAACACAGGCUGUAGAGGGGACACAGGAGACGGCAGGGUCUUGCUCAGACUACCCUGCCCAUUUCCUCAAGGGUCGCCUGUCCUGCAGGCAGCCUACCACCAAUUCCACCAACCUCCCCACAGAGAACAAGCAGUAGGUUACUGGGAGGAAAAGGGGUAACUAGGGGACAGGGGACCAGACCUAGUCCUUCAGGGGUCUUCUUCUAGGGAAGCCUGAGUUUCCUCUAACUCUGCUCUCUGGCCCCAUUACACCCAGACCCCAGCCAGCCAGGAAGGAAAUACGUGGAGGCUCAGGAGCUCUUGCUCUUUCUGAGUCUGGGGGAUGCUCAUCUUCCCUGUGGGCUUAUAAGACAUCAUAGAAUCUAUGUAGAGGAGUCCCAGAGUGAACUUCUCUGUACAGGAGCAAAAGGUAAAUGUGAUCACAGAGAGACUGGAGGGCCCUGAAAUAUUGCUGGACCACAAGGACCUCCCCUCUCUGCCCCUGUUCCCUGCCCUCAUCAUCCAUUUCUGGACUCUGCCUGGGAGUCCCGAGCUGGUGCCAUCCCAGGUAGAGGGAAAGAAAGUGCCAUCAGCCCACCAGCCACUGAGUGCAGGGCCCUAAGCCCUGUAGGAAAUGCAGUGGGGAGAGACACUGGGAAGUAGUGAAUGCAGGUGAUGCAGGGACUCAGGGCAGGUGUAGGCUGCUGAGUAGCCAGCAGUCCUCAGGAAGGCUUCCUGAAGGAGGUAUCCCUUGAGCAAGGCCUAGAAAGAUGAGCAGAAUUCAAAAAGAGAUUUGUUUUCACAUAACUCCUAUAUUUGUAGGCAGGGGUGCGGCAGGUGCCUUCCAAGUGGGGUUUCCAAGGUGUUUGGAUUCUGCCUGGCGUGUCCAGGCUGGAGCCAAACUGCGGCCAUUCAUGAGGGUUCUACCAACUCAAGGAGAAAAGUCACUGUCUCUCAAAGACCAAUGAGGUUUUCCUACCUCUGAAUGAAGGGAAAUUGGUGAUGGAUACCUUUGGGGCAUGAUCACUAGAAACCCCACUCAGGGCUGCUCUUGACACCCACAGCCAUUAAGGAACAUCCAGAAUUUUAGAGGUAUCCAAUAGGCAGAGGGUAGAACGUUAGGAGGGCAGGCCUGUGUGGGUCCAAGCUACAGGACCUAUUGUGCAUGAUUUUGGUACCUGGACAUUCCCAUGUCCCAUCCAGAGCCUAUGGCUUGGCUCACCAUGGGCCAUCCCUUGUCCCAUUGUUCUCCCCCACCUUCCACUCGCUGCAUCAUCAGCAGUUUUAAGAUCCCAUUGUUGUAUUUCUAUAUCCUUGUAAUAAACAUUUCCAUAACACCUGGUGCCCUCUUGCUGUCCUCACCUGCACCCCCACCUUUUCCUACAUCCCAUCUUCCCCCAGACUGACCUCCCAGCAGCCUCUGGAAAGGACAAGUCCAUGUGUUGACAUUAUAAGGUAGCAUGGCCAAUGUGUUUACUCUGUCUCAGAACUUCUUAGCUUGGAGUAGCCUGAAUACAGGGUGAUAGCAGACAUUUGACCCUGGGCAAGACCUGUGCCUGGAGAAAAAUCCCUUCUAGGCUCAAGAGCCUUAAAGGUCAGGGACAAGGAGAAUGGGCCAUAGUGAAAGGCUCCAUGGAGUUGCCUGGAGCUAUAGAGUGUGGCCCCAGGGUGUGAGGGCCAAGGAGCCCCAUUCUCCAGCUUCCCAUUCUUAAAUCCCCCACAUCUUCCAUCUGAGAAGCUGCUCCUGCACUGUGUGGAGGGGAAGCCAUCUUUGCCUGCCUCAGACACCAGCCACAGCACCAGAUCUCCAAGACCCUCUUGGUCAUGUCCCCCAGGAUCCUGCCUGUGCUGUCAGAAAGUCUGGACUGCCUCUAUGUCACUGUGUAUGGGAGGCCCUGGGAGGUGGGUUUUGCACACCCCACACCCAUAUGUGCACCAUAUGAGACAGUUAUGCACGUAUGCAUACACGCAUGCUGCAUAGGUGUCCCAGAGACUAAGAUUAGUGUGCAGGAUUUAUAUUAGGGGCUGCUCUCAGGAUAACAUUUGUUCAAGGGAGGAGGAGACUGAUCUGGGCAGAGGGAGGGAUUAGGCUGUGAUGCAGUCUGAGUGAGUCUGGGCUAACCUAUUAUAGAGCAAACCUGUCCUUCAGAGUUGGUACAAGUUGGAGCAAAAAGCCAGGCCUUUCUACCCACUCAUAGAUCAGUCAUUGGAUAUGGACCAUGCAGAACAGCAUGGUACCCCACACAAGGCAGCUUACUUUGGCUAAGGCAACCCCCACGGGGAGCCCCAAAGGCUGCUUGCAGCCAGCACCUCAGCAGCGGAGGGCUGUCCGUGCACCCAGAAAGGGAUCCAUGUUGCACAUUACUGCAUCCACCACACCUCCCCGCUGAGUGGGCAAGCUGGUGCCCCCUGCAUUCACCUCUGCAUGCUGAAGCCUGCUUCCUGGGCACCCUGUAACACUGGACAGAGAAUGCAGCCUUCAGCCCUGACUGAUGGAGUGGGUGGAUACACACCCCACACGUCUGGCCCUUGAAUGGGAGAACACUGGUUCCCAGGGUUCCCCAGUGGGACUGGGCUUC
This is a messenger RNA of Nycticebus coucang (slow loris), 3904 nucleotides long. It is a transcript of the gene SYNDIG1L, whose product is annotated as synapse differentiation inducing 1 like. Gene Ontology annotation, cellular component: intracellular membrane-bounded organelle; membrane. Bases 415 to 1131 code for a protein of 238 amino acids. The transcript is spliced from 4 exons. NCBI's taxonomy places the organism in Eukaryota, Metazoa, Chordata, Mammalia, Primates, Lorisidae. The record is from RefSeq and is a predicted model, not a curated record.